CGAGAUUAUUCGGAUUAAUAUUCACGUUUGUGUCGAGUAAAUAGCCGUCUUAGCCGACUUGCCCGUGCCUUUUAUCAUCUUUCGUGUUGAUUUUCGCGAUUUAUCGUGUGUUCUUUCGCUCUCAUCGUGACAAAAUGCAAUCUCAAUUUGUUUUAUUCGUUGCAUUCGCCUUCAUCGGCUGCGCUCUCUCGGCGGCUGUCGAAAGUGCCCCGAAAAGCCUAGAAGCAGCCCCGCUCAACUCGAGCCCAGAACGUAAAAAUGAUCUCUUAACUGCAGCUGACGAAGCCCAACCCGAAGGUGCAGCUUUGGCCGAAGCUGAAGGCGACAGCGGCGACUUGGACAGCAGCGCUACACACUACCGACCAUACCGCAGAGCUUACUACGGUGGCGGAUAUGGCGGUUACCCAUAUGGUGGAUAUGGCGGCUACGGCUAUAGCAGUUAUCCCAGCUACGGAUACGGUCACCACCGCGGAUACUACGGUAGCUACCCAAGCUACGGUGGAUACUACGGCAGUGGAUACUACGGUGGAUCCGGAUACUAUGGUGGUUACUACCCGAGACACGGUUAUGGUGGAUACGGAGGUUAUGGAUGGAACAGACGAGGAUACUACUACUAAGACGCCUGCGUGAUAUUUUUAUUUAUUAAGGAUUCUCACUCUUUUCUUUUUUUUUUUUUUGCUCCUUUGAUAUGUCUUUUUUGUCUCUCUUUUUCGUAAGAUUUAUGUUUUUCUUUUUGUUUGUUUGUUGGUUUAAUUUUUUUACUUGUUUAUACAUCAGUCCUCUUAUUCAGAUUUAAAUUCAGUCUCAAUUUUUUUGAUUAUUUGAUUUUUUUUUACAGUUUGGUUCUCUGUUCAGUUGAAUUUUUUUUUUCUGAUUUUGUUCCUUUUACGUUGUAGUCCAAAUUUGCCCAUAAUUGAUCUGUUUUUUUUUUACCCUAUUUGUAAUUAUAGUACGACCGGAUUUAUAAGUUCAAAUGUAAAAAAAAAAUAACAAAAAAACAAAAACAAAAUAAAGAUUAUCUCAUUUUUUUUCAAACCUCGAAAA
Molecule: messenger RNA, 1044 nt
Organism: Planococcus citri (citrus mealybug)
Lineage: Eukaryota; Metazoa; Arthropoda; Insecta; Hemiptera; Pseudococcidae
Product: pupal cuticle protein Edg-91-like
Exons: 2
Coding region: 135-617 (160 amino acids)
Source: RefSeq, a predicted model, not a curated record